Messenger RNA from Limulus polyphemus (Atlantic horseshoe crab), 2223 nucleotides. Its product is annotated as probable cationic amino acid transporter. NCBI's taxonomy places the organism in Eukaryota, Metazoa, Arthropoda, Merostomata, Xiphosura, Limulidae. The record is from RefSeq and is a predicted model, not a curated record. Gene Ontology annotation, biological process: transmembrane transport; amino acid transport. The coding region runs from base 1 to 2223 and encodes 740 amino acids. Gene Ontology annotation, molecular function: amino acid transmembrane transporter activity. The transcript is spliced from 10 exons. Gene Ontology annotation, cellular component: plasma membrane.
AUGGCCAUGUUUACCAGCAAAUCCGAUCGAAUUAAAGCCAAGCUCCUUAUUCUUGUGGGGAAAUUAAUCCGGACUAAGGACCCGUCGUCAGAUCUCCUGGACUCUGGGGUAGAUAAUAAACUCAAGAAAUGCUUGACAACGUUUGACUUGAUCUCUUUGGGGGUUGGAAGUUGUGUGGGGACAGGAAUGUAUUUGGUAUCGGGGAUGGUGGCCAGAAAUGUAGCCGGACCUGGAGUCGUUUUAUCAUUUCUAAUCGCUGCUGUGGCAUCACUCUUUUCAGGUGUAUGUUAUGCUGAGUUCGGUGUUCGAGUCCCUCAUACUACUGGUUCAGCAUACAUGUACAGUUAUGUUACUGUAGGAGAAUUCAUAGCUUUUGUUAUUGGCUGGAACAUGAUAUUAGAAUAUCUCAUUGGAACUGCUGCCGGAGCAUGCGCAAUCAGUGCAUGUGUAGAUGCCAUGUGUGGUGGUGCUAUCAAUGACGUCAUCAGAAACAGUUUGGGAACAAUUAUAGGUCAUACCCCAGAUAUUCUUGCAGCGUUUGUAACUGUUCUCAUGACAGUGCUUCUAGUAGCGGGAGUUAAAAAAUCCCUUCUCUUUAACAAUAUACUCAAUACACUGAACUUGUCAGUGUGGAUUUUUGUGAUGGGGGCUGGGCUUUUCUACGUUGACAUAAACAACUGGACUAGUCAUGGAGGCUUCUUGCCAUAUGGCUGGUCAGGGGUUUUGUCGGGUGCAGCUACUUGCUUCUACGCCUUCAUCGGAUUCGACAUCAUAGCAACCACUGGGGAGGAAGCCGAAAACCCGCAACGAUCAAUUCCAAGGGCUGUCAUCGCUAGUUUGGUCAUUGUACUGACCGCUUAUAUUACGUCUAGCAUGAUUAUGACUCUUGUGGUUCCCUACGACCAAAUAAUCGCCGAGUCAGCUCUAGUCGAAGUUUUUGGACAGGUAGGAGCCCCAAAAUCGAAGUUUAUUGUGGCUUUUGGCGCCUUAGCUGGACUAAUCGUUAGCAUGUUCGGUUCCAUGUUCCCUAUGCCUCGUGUUGUUUAUGCUAUGGCAAAGGACGGCCUGAUCAUCAGGUCACUUUCUCAAGUGUGGCCUUACACGGGAACACCAGCUAUUGCUACUUGUGUUUUUGGAGCUGCCACUGCUUUCGUGGCCAUUGUUAUGAGCUUGGAUGUGUUGGUAGAGAUGAUGUCAAUAGGUACCCUAAUGGCUUACACCUUGGUAUCGACUUGUGUUCUGAUCCUGCGGUACCAACCUCACAACACCACUCUGGUGGAACUUCUUCCUGAGUCCAUCAGGUCAGCGUGCCCCACCCCCUGUAAAGAGAUAGCAACGCCCAUUGUUGACUUAAGAACAAUGAUUCAUUCGAAGCGAAGUAAUCGAACGAAUUCUUCCGACAGUGAAGACUCCCAAAUAGACAAGACCCAAAAUCUUGAUAAACCUGAAGAUCUUGAUUUUCUUGUGUCGAACGGAAGCGCGGAGAACUACAGCUAUGGAGCAGUCCACCGGGAGUCUUUCUUAAGGUCCAGGAUAUCUGACCUCUUCCAGAAAAUUUUUCAUAAAAUAAUGACACGUCUUUUUCCCUACGAAUGGAUUGUACCCAAACCUCCGACAGAGGCCUCUGGACAGUUUGUAAUGAAGAUAGUUGGAUUGCUAUAUCUUCUGAUAAUCAUCUUCGAUUUGAUUAUUGUCUGUGCAAUGCCUGCUUUAGAAAACAAUGAUACAACGACACUGAUGUUUCUAUUUUUGUGUCUUGUGGGAAUUGUCCUUUGUUUGAUUGUUAUCAGCCUUCAGCCUCAGACAAAGUAUGAACUCAAGUUCAAAGCCCCCGGGGUUCCGAUAGUUCCGGCAGUUGCUAUUAUUGUGAACAUCUACUUAAUAUUUAAACUAUCUGUUCUAACUUUAAUUAGAUUCACUGUGUGGAUGACUGUAGGACUUUUAAUGUAUUUCCUAUAUGGAAUUAAAAAAAGUUCGCUGGAAUGCCUUCCUCAGCCUGCCAUGGAAAUGAAAAUACCACAAAGUAGGAGAGAAAAGGCAUUGAAAUAUUCCCAAGAAAACGACGAAACAGAACGAAGCGCGGGCAAUUCGACUACACUUUCACAAAAGUAUUUAUCAUUGCCAACUGAUGGCGCUAACAGUUUAAUAAACUUAAACUACCAACCAAGUGAAAGAGAUCAAAUUGUAAAUCCAGUUAGAAAUUCUUGGGACACAUUUGAGUGA